Messenger RNA from Arachis duranensis, 1058 nucleotides. Its product is annotated as vestitone reductase. Gene Ontology annotation, molecular function: oxidoreductase activity, acting on the CH-OH group of donors, NAD or NADP as acceptor. The record is from RefSeq and is a predicted model, not a curated record. NCBI's taxonomy places the organism in Eukaryota, Viridiplantae, Streptophyta, Magnoliopsida, Fabales, Fabaceae.
AAAAGAGUGAAUAGAAGAAAAUAGAAAAGAAAAUGGAAGAGGGAAAGGGUAGAGUGUGUGUAACUGGAGGCACAGGUUUUCUUGGUUCAUGGAUCAUCAAAAGGCUCCUUCAAGAUGGUUACUCUGUUAACACCACCAUCAGAUCUGAUCCCAAGAAAAAAAGGGACAUUAGCUUCCUCACAAAUCUGCCUGGUGCAUCCCAAAAAUUGAAAAUCUUCAAUGCUGACCUCAGCAAUCCAGAGAGUUUCACUGAAACAAUUGAGGGGUGUUUUGGGGUUUUCCACACGGCUACACCAAUUGACCUUUUAGUAACUGAACCGGAAGAGUUAGUUACAAAAAGGACAAUUGAUGGAGCACUGGGAAUCCUCAAAGCAUGCUUGGAUUCAAAGACAGUUAGGAGAGUGGUUUACACGUCGAGCGGCGCCGCCGUGGAAUAUCUUAGAAAUUUGAAACCAUAUGGUUGGUCUUAUGGAGUUGCUAAGACAUUAACAGAGAAGGCAGUGCUUCAAUUUGGUGAAGAGACUGGUUUGGAAGUUGUCACUCUAAUUCCUCCUUUUGUUGUUGGAUCUUUCAUUUGUCCUAAGCUUCCUGAUUCUGUUGAGAGAGCAUUGCUUUUGGUAUUAGGGAAGAAGGAUGAAAUUGGUGUUACACGUAUGCAUAUGGCACAUGUUGAUGACGUGGCAAGAGCUCAUAUAUUCCUGCUUGAGCAUCCUAAUCCAAAAGGCAGAUAUAAUUGUUCUCCAUUCAGUGUAUCUAUUCAACAAAUUUCUCAACUUCUUUCUGCCAAGUAUCCACAAUUUCAAAUACCAACUUUAGAUGAGGUGAGGGAAAUUAAAGGAGUGAAGCAACCAGAAUUGAUCUCAAAGAAGCUCACAGAUGCUGGAUUUGUGUUCAAGUAUAGCUUGGAGGAAAUGUUUGAAGAUGCAAUUGAAUGCUGCAAGGAAAAGGGUUUUCUUUGAAUGAUUUAAAACAUUGUAUCUAUAUUUGAUCCAUCUUAGUCUUCAAGUCAAUAAAGCAAUAAAGUGCCCAACAUCAUUAUCUUUAAGUUUCAUCAAUUU